UACCCAUAUAUGCAAACGUAUGUAUGUAUGCAUCAAACGGCUUAUUUGUGGGAAUGUUUGCCAAUUACCAGUUUUAUCUACAAUAAAAGCCAAAUUGUCUAUAUUAUAAAUAAAAGCCAGAGGUUAGAACGCAUUAGUAUUAGUACUGCCCAAUGCACAAAUUCAGGCACAAUUCAAAUAUGAAACGCACAUAAACGAUUAAUAUCACAUUCGUUUUUAAUACGGUCACAAUCAACAAUUUGACUUGGAAUUGAGUGUCACGCAUACAUUGUGUAUGCCAAAAAUAUUAAAAAAUUUUAUAAAAAAGCAUAAAUACGACAAAAUCUAAAAUACACAUGAACACCAAAAAUUAGUAUAUUAAAAUUUUUUUAUUUAGGUAACGUUUAAAAACUCAACUUGCCCUAGCAGAUAAACAACAAAUUGAAGAUCAUAUAAAAUCGACAUUAGGAAGGAGUAGCAUUCAUUUUACAUGAAUCAAAAUCCUAGUAAAAAUCGCAAUAUGAGUGGCAGUCUCAAGAAUUCAACUCCUCAAACCCCCAACAUAUGUUCGCAAGUUCCUAGCCGACCACGUAACCGCCAAUUUCGUUUAAUGUCAACAUCAGUAAAUGAAGAGGAAUUAUCUCCAAAUUCACCGCCCACUAUUCUUAACAUAGUGGUACCCAGUCAAAUAGGCAGUGAAACGUCCGUUGUAAGUGCUGGUUUCAAUGCAGCAUCGUUAAAUGUGGUCACAAAAUCGUCAGUGCCGUUUGUGUCGUCACCGAUGUUAGAUUCGCAUGAGUACUAUGAGAAUUCACAACAUCCUCAAUAUGAUUCGUGGCUUGAACAAUCUCAUUCAACCAUUAAAUCGUCCACAAAGAAGUGCCAGUCAAAAUCUACCAAAACUGAAAAAGCCUUUUCUAAGGAGGAAAGCUUUGAAUCUCAACAAUCAGCUUCAAUUUGUCAUCCUUGUAAACCCCCGCAACAUGAUGUAAGCUAUUUGAAGCAGCGUCAGUAUCGUUCUGAAACGGGAAAUUGUGGAGAUGCAGCUAAAUUGAAUGGGCAAUUAAAUGAAAUGUUUGUUCGACGCUUCAUAGACAUUGAAAAUGUGGCGAAAGGCGACACGGAUAUCAAGCUUGUAACUUAUCAGGAAUGGGUGACUAUGCUAAUGCAAAUCAACGAAGUUAUCAUUGCUAAUAUGACAGAUCUAGAGAGCGAGGUAGCAGAAAGGCUAGAAUGCAUGAAACGUCGGAUUCAAUCUAGCUGUAGCCAAACCAGCAAUAAUGAACAUAAAUAUCGCCAGGACAUUUGUUCGCUAAUGAAACUCAUAAAAAACGCAUAUCGUCAUGAUAACUGGGAUAUUCAAGGACUUGAAUUUCAGACUGUAAAUCUAACUGAGAUUUUGGGCAUGAGAAAUACUACUUGUUCGGACCCAGAAAAAUCAAACAUUAUGAGGCUAGAAUACGGCGAAGACGAUCGAGACUCCCCCAAAAGGUGUUGUCUUAAGGAGCCCGAGGUCGUUUUGCAAAAUGGCGGAGAAAAUGAUCAGCACUCGAUCUGUGUUGGCAGUUGCGCUAAUAUCUGCAAGCAAAAUGAAAACGUGGAGAUUGUAACAGAUCACUCAUUAGAUCCAUGCAAAAAGAGUUGCCUUGCAAAUCCACAUAACUCCAAUUCCAAUUUGCGUGCUCUAGCAGAGGAGGUAGCCGAAAAACAUGAUGAAAUCUGUGACUUAAGGCGACAAAUUUCCUGCUUAGAGGAGGAAAUACAGAAGGCGCAACAAAAGAUUCAACUAAAGGACAAUGUUAUAAAAGAGUUGCGAAAUGAUUUGAAAUGUGUCAACACCAAGCUAAUUGAUAACGGUUCGGAUAUUUGUGGUACAUGUGGCGAAGCAUCGUCUAAUUUUAGUAUGCCACCGAUCAACUUGGAAGAACUGUCGUCCCGGAGUGCUUCGACACAAGUUUCUGCUGGUUUAAAAUCAUGCAACCAGUUCUCAUUUAUUGCUGAAAACUUGUCAUAUGAUUCAUUGAGUAAUGCCGGUCAAGUGGAACAACAAAAAUUAAAAGCUCUCGAAAUUGAAUUAAACGAACUUUUUCAUGUUACUAAGGAGUUUAAAAGCCAAAAUCUGGAAUACCAUCGAAAGCGGCUGUCGGAUAUUUUGAAAAAAUCAGAAAGUGAAAAAGCAGAAGCCUAUAGAAAGUUAGACUCCAUUCGCAAGCAACUCAUUAAUUUAGAAGCUUCUACCGCAUUGUCAUUUAAGAGCUGUUGCAAUGAUUCUGAUUCAGGUUUAAGCUCCAAAUGCGACAGUGACCAGGAUGCUAAGAUAUUUGAUGCUCUUCGAAAUCGUUUACAACGUCUUAAUGAAAUGAACACGGCAUUGAAUCAUCGCGUUCAAGCGCUCACAAUUGAAAAUAAUGAACUUUCGACAUGCUUAAAAACAGAGCAGACUUUUGCAAAGAGGAAUAGUGAUACACUAAAGAAUCUAGCUGAUAUGAUUUGUGGAAUGUCGAACCAGGAAUUUGUCUAUGAUGAUAUUUAUAAUAGAAAUUCUGAGUCUAACCCUUUCUGUCAAGCCAUCAUUAAAAUGAAAUACGAUUUCCAGGAAAAGGAACGUAAACUUAUGAAUAGUUUAUCAAUAAAACACGAACAGCUAGCCAAACUGCAGAAAUCUCAAAUUUGCAAUCAGCAUGAACUCAAACAAUUAGACAGCAGCACCACAUUGGUAAGUCUUAAUUUGCUGGCACUAAAGUCGGUGCAUAUAGUUUUGUUAUCAGUUAGGAUGAUACUCUUGUAUCGAUCCUGGAUGACUGAUAUUGGACUAAAUAAAAGAAGAUAUCACUAAAUAAAAGAAUCAGAUCUUUA
Messenger RNA from Bactrocera oleae (olive fruit fly), 2835 nucleotides. NCBI's taxonomy places the organism in Eukaryota, Metazoa, Arthropoda, Insecta, Diptera, Tephritidae. The record is from RefSeq and is a predicted model, not a curated record.